AUGUCUUUUCCGUGUAGACAGUGUGGCAAGUGUUUUCGCAAGGUAGCACACCUAAAGAGUCAUGAAAGAGUUCACAAUGGGGAAAAGCCUUACAAAUGUAAACAAUGUGACAAAUGUUUUAGUGAAGCUGGAGACUUAAGGAGACAUGAAAGAGUUCACACUGGAGUAAAGCCUUACGAGUGUAAACAAUGUGACAAGUGUUUUCGCCAAGUAGCACACCUAAAGAGUCAUGAAAAAGUUCACAAUGGGGAAAAGCCUUACAAAUGUACACAAUGUGACAAAUGUUUUAGUGAAACUGGGUACCUAAGGAGACAUGAAAGAGUUCACACUGGAGUAAAGCCUUACGAAUGUAAACAGUGUGGCAAGUGCUUUACUCGCGUAUCAAACCUACGGAGUCAUAAAAGAGUUCACUCUGGGGAAAUGCCUUACGAAUGUAAAGAGUGUGGCAAGUGCUUUACAGAGGUAUCAAGACUAAGGACACAUGAAAGAGUUCACACUGGGGAAAAGCCUUACAAAUGUAAACAGUGUGACAAGUGUUUUUACCGAGUAGCAAGUCUAAGGACACAUGAAAGAGUUCACAGUGGGGAAAAGCCUUAGGAAUGUAAACAGCCUGGCAAAUGUUUUAGCCAAGUAAGAAGCCUAAGGAGGCAUGAACGAGUUCACACUGGAGAGACGCCUCCAUAACGUUAACAGUGUAGCGAGUGUUUUAUCCAAAUCCAAAGCCCAAGUGAUCGUAAAAGUGUUCACACUGGAGGAAAAGCCUUAGGAACGAGAAAUUCAUAGCAACUGUUUUAUAAAAAGCGGAAACCUUGGAAGACGUGAAGGAAUGCAUACUUCAAGAAGGUCACACAAAUAUUCUCACAGAAGGGAAAGUCUGUCUGUCCUGUCUUAUUCUUUGGCUGAGGAAGUUGAUGUUAGUGCAACAAGAUUUACAUUUUUUGACCUUCAUUACCGAGAUUUAGAUUUUUAUUAGUGUCAUAAUAUUAUUCAUUUUAAUUAAUGUAUAAACCGUUUAGCCAAGGAAGCGAACAUUUAAUUUUGCGGCAUGGUCAUUAAAUGUUUUUGCUUCAAGAAGAACAAUUAUUAAGGCCAGUUUCUAAGGCGUUUUAUGUAAUACAUCAGUGCAAAUGAAUUUUCAUUUUCCUUGGGUGAAUGUUUGUUUAUGACAAUAGAAUAUCAAUAACAAUUAUUUUGUUUUGAGUAUUAUGUUGGCAAUAUAGCGUUGAAUUGAGAGGGACAUGCACUUUAAUUGGAGAGCGAACCUCACAAUAUAUCUAAAACUCGUAUUGCAGAAGUUACGCGUAUAGUGCGUUACAAUGAUUUCGUUAGUCUUGUACAGUGUGCAUACUGUUUCUGUAACUGAAAAAAGGAAAGAUUGUAGAUUGGGUCAGAUAGACCGAACUCACGCUUUUUAACAAAUUUUGAAGAUUUUAAGAGGUAGUCCGGUGCCUUAAUAGGAAUAUUUACUAGCCCUUUUGUCUGAAAUAUAGCUGAAAGAGCCACUACUGAAGUCGAGAAAAAAGUAGUGAUAAACCAACUAAAAUAAACAAGUUAACCCUUUAAGCCCCAAUAUCCACAUACAAAUUCUUCAAACUGAUCUCCAUACAUUUCCUUUAAGAAUUAGUUGAGAGAAUUUGAUAAAAGAUCAAAGUAUUUUCUUUUAGGUGAUCAUUUUAUUAAUUCUCAUAACCUUUCCUUUUGACAAUGUAUGGAUAUCGUUAGAAGAAAAUUGAUGUUGGUCGCUAUUGCCACUUAAAGGGUUAAAUAACAUUCCAGCGGUCGCCCAUAAUAAACCAAAUAGUGGUGUGGUGUGUGUGUUCCUCACUGCCUAACGAUGUAACCUGAAACCAUGCCUUCUCCCAAUUAUCUUUGACUUAAAGAUUUCAGUUGUACUUACGGCCUAUGGGAUCGAGACACGUCAAUAGAAAGUUUGGGUGGGGGUGUGCCACCGAGAGUUUCAAACCCUCUUCAAAGCAAAAUCAGUUAAAUUUACCUCCUUUAAAGACAACAGACCCUUUUUCGGGCCUUAUAUUCUAGCAUUCUUAAAUAAAAAAAAGAUUUUACCCUGGCGCACCGUCGUCGUUCACAUUCUGUUUAAGGCCUUCAGUGCAACAGACAGGUGGUACAAAUAAACCACCCUGUUUAGCACGCUAAAUAGUGGUAGUGGUGUUGUAUACCUGUUAAGACUCAACAUUGUAAUACCAUACCCUGUUGGAUGGCACAUACCCGUUUGAGACAAAUAAGAGAGUGCCUCUCCCAGGACUUAGAUAAGUAAAUGUUCUUAUCCAUGGUGCUCCGCUGCGAGAGCUCCACUAAAAUCUUUGUAGGUCGUUUUAGUGAGUCGUCAUUCUCACUCGAUCUCCGUUUUGCUAGGUACAUAUUAAGCGUACAAUAUUUAUUGAUUCAUUUAUGAUAUUUGAGAUCUUCAUGUGUUUUGUGACUUUUCUUUGUCUUUUGUUUAUUAUUUAAGGGUGUUCCGGGGUUUUAUGGGUUUGUUCCGCGUUCUUUCAUCAUUUCUUUUAUUUUCGGUUCUUUACGUAUUGUUUAAAAAACGAGCAGGAGUGUCGCCUCGAGUUUUUAAACCUGAUAAUACACGACUGCGCACUUUUUGAACGGCUUCAACAUAUCUGACAUAGAUGAACUCAUUCUUGCUCUUAUAUUUAGAUUUGGAGUAAAGUGUAGCGGUGUCUUUAUGAGAUAUAAAGAUGCUCAUUAAACAUAAAUAUUUCUUUUGUUUUUUCUUUAUGAAUUAUUAAUGAGUUUUAGAAAGGUUAGUUAAGUGUAAUCUUCAGUACGUUUCGUUACUUAUAAAUAGUCAUUUUCUUCCUCAAUUUUGUAUUAAGUAAUUAAAACAUCAACAACGUUAGUCAUAAUUUUUAGUACAUCUCAUUUCCAUAACCACACGAUGCGACGUUUCAUGGACGACUUUGAACGCAUCAAGACAAACUUCUUUUUCUGAACUGCAAUCCUUUAAGAAUUCAACUCCAGGAAAUUCGUAAGGCUUUCCUGUCUUUUGAAACAUUUCUGAAUUGUAUAGAAAGCUUUGUUUUCAUUAAAUCAAGGUUCCGUUCGAAACAUGUCAGGUAAUCGGAAAAUUGUUUUGCAGGUCGUCUGGACAAAAAACACAACACAAUUUAUGAGUUAAAAUUAAGUUAAAUUACCUGGUAUAUGAAGGUCCUUUGACUUCAUUUAAAUAUUUGAGGGCCUUGGAUUCUUAUCAAGGCCUUACGAUAUCUGUUUGGGUUGAAGAUAAUCGAUCGGUUUUUUGAAACGGAAGGUUGAUGCAAUUAAUAACGCUCUUUCAAGAAUAAGUCAGUGGUUAAUCUGGCUAAAAAAACUUUAAUGCAGUUACAUUUAUUAAGCUUUAAAAAAGAGUAGUACUUGAUUUGGUCAGUCUUCUUACGAGGAAAGUCACCUUUACAAUUAAGACGAAAACAGGCUCGACUGUUGCCCUUUUUUAAUUAAGAUUGGUACAAACGCAGUAAUAAUAUACCGUAUUUAUUCGAAUAAGCGCCCAACCUCGAAUUAGCGCCCACCUCGAAUAAGCGCCUAUCCUAAAGGCAGAAAAAGUUAAUAAGCGCACAGCCUCGAAUAAGCGCCCACCCCUCCCCACGUCCCUCCUGAUCCAGCUCAAACUCAAUAAAGCGCCCACCCCCCCCCAUCCACUUUCCUCCUCCCACCCCCCCCCAAACUGAAUAAGUUCUCCUGAAUAAGUUCUAAUAAGAGACUUCCCCGAAGACAGAGUUUUCUUCAGAGUAUUUUACAGAAACCUUGCUUUGUUACAUCUUCGCGUUUUGUUAUUACCAUUUAUUGUUUUGUUGUAAAAUAAACGUACUACACUUGCUGAAAAUGUUGAAAAUUUAAUAAGCGCCCAGCCUCGAAUAAGCGCCCAUUCUCAAAGUCCAAGAAUUUAAUAAGCGCCCAAGGCGGUUAAUCGAAUAAAUACGGUAUUAUGGUUAUUGCUCUCUAACAAAAUCUGUUUGCCAUCUUCUUCAUAACUCUACAGGAGCAUUUUUUAUUUGAGUAAAGACAUAAAGUAACGACUUCAGCCUAAUCUAUAAUCUAACGGACAGCUGGGGAGAAAUGAAUGCGUGACGAACGAACCCCAAAGGACGUCUGCGGGGAGGCUACUUCUGUCAGCGACCACUGAGUUUUCACUUUAGAAGAGGUUCGACUAUUCGCGCAAAAGGAUCACACAACCGCUAUGGAUUCACCGUGAGUGAAAAAAGGAAAUAGACAAGAAGAUGCGAAAAACAGAAUAACCGACGAAACCAUCUGCUUUGGGUCUGCCCCACACUGUCAACUGCCCCUAUAGGGUCCCUGGGAGUAGAGUAGAGUUUGUUCUUUGCGCUCUCACCAGGCCCCUAUCAGUGUUAGACCAAGAUGGCGGCCACCAUUUUUGGAUAAACGUCUCUUGCUGUUUCAUCUUCUCUUACGCGUCUGAUUUAAUCAACACAGCGAAAUCUUGUUACUUAAGGUAGGGAAGCUUUUAAUAUGCUAUUGAUACGUCACAUUGAAAAAAUUAGCAAGAGCGUUUUAGGUUUAGCUUCUGACGAAGCGUAGCUUCAGACUGAGGUGGCUCUCGUGAGUUUAGGGUUGGCCAGGGUUUUGGAGUAUACGGUAUCCAGGGGCUUUUUGAAUGGGGUAUACGGUAUAUACUGCAGCUUAAAUACGGGUAUCUGGUAUAUCACUUUCUUUGAAUUUCAGGUAUAAAGUAUACCUGAGUAUAAUUUUCGGUAUUAUUUGGAUGAAUUUAGGGUAUUUGAGGGUAUUGUGGCGAAUUUUUAGUAUACUGGUAUACCACUACCCCCCCUGGCCGACCCUGUGAGUUGGUAUUCUUGGUAAGCCGUGAGUUUUUAGUCGCUUAGGAUGUAAAUUGAACACCUUAGAGCAUAACUUGAUGAAGAAUAAUCUGUUAUUGGCUUGUACAGCUUCAUCUUUGGGGAUAUCUAGGAAACGACGACCUAUAGAUCCACAGGGCAACCACACAAUAUUUGUGUGUAACUGAUUGUUAAUUUAUACCCUUUCUUGGGCCUGCUACGCAGGCUAGUUAUUUUAUAGUAAAUGUACUGGAUUUACCAUUUGCUUCACCUAUAAUGAUACAUUUGAGGCAAAGGACGACGAUAUACCACAGGUAAGGUAAUUCAACGUUUUCAACAUUGAUUUAUAUGCAUACAUAGCAAUAUAUCGUUAUAGGUGAAGCAAAUGGUGAGUCCAGUACAUUUACUAUAAAAAAACAAUCGGUUACGCAAAUACAUUGUGUGGGCGCCCUGUGAUAGAACGAAAACCUGAAAGCCCGAUAAUGAAAACUACGGUAAUAGGAGUUUUUACAGUUGUAGGCUUAGUGUGCUAGCCUUUGUGUGAACAUGAGGCUGAGCAUAGUUAGUGCAGAGGACUAACUGACGGCUGAAGUUGACCUUGUUUUGAUACAAAGCUCCAUCUUUUCCAAAUGUAUAUUUUGCUUAAAAAUACUAGUUAGGAUGAGAACAAAAUAAUAUACAUACCAAAACAGGAAGGGUUGUUUCAAAACAAGCUCAACUUUAACCUCGUUUCCACCUGUAACUGUAAACUGGGCUAUUAAUUUUGUUAUAAUAAGUUUCUUCUUCCACAAAAAUGAACCCGUAUAUAGUAAACUCAUUUUGAAUGUUCUUUUCUUUUGGAAAUGGGUAAUAUAAUAUUAUCACACACAACCAUGCAGUGACUGGGGACAUACGGAAGUACUAUGAUCUGCAAAAAAGAUUAAAUUUCUCCCUCUUGUCACUUUUCAACUUAUUCAGUACCUUUUACUCUAUGGCAGCCAACGAGGGCCAUAAAAAACCAAACGUCAAUCUUCAAAGUCGAUCUUUAAAAGGAAAAGUCAGAGCAAAAAUCAUAAGUCCUUUUAUGCACUAGGGAUUUGAUUCAAAAAGUCAGUUUAUAACUUGAAAAGUCAAAAUAAAUGGUCCAUUUCUGAAGCACGAAAAAUUAAGUUUGGAAUACUCACUAACUUUCAACUUGUGACUUUGACCACCCGGCACUCCACUCUGCACCCCCCCCCCAUCCAUUUAACUUUUCUUAUUGGAGCGGAAGACUGGGACAAAGUUUUCAUGUCAGAUCAACAAGACACCCAGAGUAGUCAAUCGCUAAAAAUCGGUAGCAAUCAACAUUUACAGGAUUUAUGACGGAAGUCUGCCAUCAUUGUUUUUGGCAUGAGUUAGUAGAGGUGAGAAAACACAUCCAGGAGUAAAUAAUAACUGAUCAGCAAACAUGAAACUGAGAAAUGUGAAGACUACCACACACACAACUUUAUUCCUAAAACCCUUUAUCUUGUACAUAAUAACAAAAACAGUUCCCUUUAAUUACAUUUAGUUCUUGCAAGCAAGUAUUGUGAAAAAUACAACCUUAGAUAUAGACUCCCUAGCAUGAAAUUCAGAUGUUCCUUAAGGUUGUCUGAGGGUAGGCUAAAUGAUGUUUCCUUGAAAGAUUUUCACCCUUUUCCAUUAUCAAUCAAUAAAAUUCACUUGAUUGGUAAUAAAAAAAACAUGGAUUUCGAUUUUUAUCUAUUGACUACUCCUGGAGGUAAUUACACCCGGAACUACACCGACAUUAAAUUACAAGGGUGGCAGAUCUAAAUCGUGAAAUACUGGACUCCUACAAACCUUGCCAAUAUCAGCCAUCGGAUGAAGAUUUUAAACCUGGUUUUCAGUGAAGAAGAGAUAAGAUUUUCUUAAAGAUUUCUUUAAAAAGUAAUAAAUGUUUGAUCCUUUGACUCUCAAUUGCAACCCAAUUGUCCAUAAAUUUACUGUUUGGAUGAAUUCAUUUUUCAUUUUUUGAUGAACAGAUCUCUCUCCCGAUAUAAAUAGACAAAAUCAGUAAUUUUCAAUCAAGAUAAAUCAAUGAACAAAACAAGUGUGUCAGCGAUUUCUACUGAUUGAUAGAUACAAUCCAUUUCGAUCAAAUCAGGUCUACUGAUUUUUAUCGAUUGACUACUCCAGGAAGACAAAAUGCAAUGGGUGGCUGGUCUUGGCUCUUUUGAGCAUCUCCUUUAAUCCCUUUCUUGUAGGAAAUGAUAGGUGGUUCUUUUAAAAAUUUGGCAAAGUAGAGGUUUGUUUUGUAUAAGAUUCCCUGUUUUCAAUAAGUUGUUAUUGUGUCAUGGUAGGCUUUUUUUCCUCCUUGUUGUUUUGUUUCAGGAGUGUUGAUUCCCUUUAUGUGAAUUUGUUUUGUGAUAACAGUUUCAUCUACAUCUACAUUCAUAACUUGCAAGAUCCUGAAUAAGGACAUUUUACAAACUGUGACCAAAAAAAGAUAUUAAUAAAUAAACAAAUGAAAAAUAACAGUAUGUAAAUAACAAAGGACAGUCUGCUCAUUCAUUAGGGCAGAGCCUAGCGUUUUUUUUCAAACAGUGAAUUGAAUUUGAUUGUAUAAUGUUCACAUGCAAACUCUUCCAAUCUUUUAUCGUUCUUGGCAAAAAGCUGAACUUGUAUGCAUCACUUGUUGCUUGGAGUGGAGUAAACUUAAGUGGAUGGGAGUGGUGGGUCCAAGGGAGUUACUGGUGAUGGACAUAGGUUCAAACAGUAGUUCUUCUAUCAAAGUGUGUGGGUAGCCUCUAUCCAUUGUUAAGUGCUUUCUUGAAAGUUGAAAUAUUUACCUCAAAGGUUUUUUGCUGAAGAAUUUGUUUGUAGGCUUCUCAAGGCUUCUUUGACAAAUCCGUUAUUAAAAAUUGGUGGGUGACAAAUGGUGAAAUUUGUGAACAGGUUUCUGUUUGUUUAAAAUGUGUAUCAAGGAUAAUAUUAUUGUAGGAUAGUUUUGUUGUUAGAUCUUGGUUCCAUAGGGAAAAAUAUCAUCUAUAUAAUACUUCCAAACCACUGGUUUUUAAAGACGGUUUUGCUCAGAUUUUUUAAUAUUUGGGUCUUUAGAUAGGUCUAUUUAUUGAACUGGAAAGAAUUUUGUUUGAGGAUUAAUCUAUAAAUUUUUGCAGGUAUUAAAUGUGUAGUAGCUUUAAUGAGAAGGGAAAUCUGAAAUGUGCAGUUCCAAAAAUAUCCAUACCCCCCAAGAAGGGCACUUUUUUAAACUCCCCCCCCACCCCUGGAAUUUCCAUUUCAGGAGGUGCUUGCCAUAUCCCCAACCCCCUGUAAUUUCUUUAAUUUUCCAACUUGGUUGGAUACCCCUUGGAAAGAAUACUUUCCUCAAAAAUGCUGUUGCACUAUACUUUUAUGUGAUAGAUAAUUGUUUCUGCGAUAGAGAGAAAACGGCCGACAUAUUGCGACGCCAGCAACACUUUUCCUGCAAAAUGACGCCUGAGAAACGAGUGCAGAAAUUCCAUACUGAUGGCGCGUCACUACCCAGAUCUGGGUAGUGCUUCUGACUGGUUGAAACAAAUUUCCCAUUUGGCACAAACAGUCAGAAGCAUUACCCAGAUCUGGGUAGUGACACGCCAGCAGUAUGGGAUUUCUAUGCUCAUUUCUCAAACGUCAUUUUCCAGGGAAACUGUUGGUGGCGUCACGAAAUAUCGGCUGUUUUCUCAGGCUACUACGGGCUAAUUUUAUUUACGAGCCAACAACAAUCAUUUUACAUAAACUAUCAUGCAAGCCGUGAAAAAAGCACUCAGGAAAAAAGCCCCCGGAAAAAGGCUCGAGAGGUCACCUCAGACCCCCUCGGAAAUUGUUUCCUUUUGGAUCCCCCUUUCCCUCUGAAUUUCUGUCGCCCUCCGUGAGGGGGGGGGCGGGGGGUGGUUGUGGAUAUUUUCUGGAACUACACAAUAUUAGUUCACGCCUUUUAUGUUUCUUUUUGUGGGUUUUGAUUAAUUCCUUCACCCCUUUUUCAAUAGGCUUGUAAAGACUAUAACAGUCAAUGCUACUUAGUAUUUCAAAAUGCCCUCUUUAAGUCCGUCCCUUCUAGGACUAACCUAAAAAACGCUAUCAACAGACGCACCAAAGAACAUCACAGGUAAGUCCUUGAAAGGGAGACACAUAUAAAGUGCACAUCUGAAACACUAAGCAGUAUUGACCGUUAUAGUCAUCACAACCCUAAAUUAGACAAUAUUGUAAUUCCUUUAUGACCUUCCUCAACUUCUGCAAGCUGUCCAAAACUGUGGUGCUUGCCUUUUUUAUAUAACAUGGUCAUAUCACGCCAGUUCUAAAGCAAUUACACUGGCUUCCGGUUUAUUGCCACAUCAAAUACAUGAUUCUUUUGUUAACCUUCAAAGCUGUACAUGGGCUAGCACCUUCCUACAAAACAGAAAAGUUGCAACUCUGCAGACCAUCAAGAAGCUUGAGAUCUGUUUCUAAGAAAAUAAAAACGACUAGAAUUAGCAUAUCUGUAUGAUUGUAUCCAAGGCAUCGAAGCGUCUGUGUUCUAUUUAGAGGUGGUGUCAGUGCUGCUGAUCUUGUUGUUAUCUUCUUCAUAACUCUACAGGGGCCUUUUUUUAAAUGAGUAAAGACAGUAAGUAAUGACUUCAGCCCAUAAUUGACCUAAAACAGCAAUAUCCUUGUGUGUGUUUGGCAAGAAUCGACUAAUAUUAUUAAUUAUUCUAUUACUAAUAUUAUUAUUGAUAUUAACUUGUUUUUGGAUGAUUGCUUUUGCACAGCCAUUGUGAUUUUUAAGCAAGAUUACCUUCUCUUUCCUUUCGAAACUAAGGUAACGUCUACAUAAAAAAUAAACAAUGUUGAGCAAACGGUGUUACAGAUCUUUCCCUACUAACAAUGCAUGAGAAGCCUUUCCUUGUUAGAAAUAUGUACUAUUUAAUGAAGCACAGAGAAAGUUCAGAUAAAUCAGCAAGUAAGCAAAAGAUACACGUCACCUUUAUUAGUGCAUGCUCUUUCUCGGUAUGGUGUCCAAUUUUAUUUUUGAGGAAGGUCUUUCAGAUUCUUAAAUUUCUCAGCUACAGGAUACCGGUAUGUCCUAAAACAGUGUGUUACACUUGCUGCAAAGUUUUUGCAAUGUCCAACUCUUUCUGUAUUGAUAGGAAACUUAACCAGAAGACGAUACCAGAAGUGCUAGCCAAAUGUCUUUUACGUGUAAACAGUGUGGCAAGUGUUUUAGCGAAGCAAGACACCUAAGGAGACAUGAAAGAGUUCACACUGGGAAAAAGCCUUAUGACUGUAAAUACUGUGACAAAUGUUUUAGUGGUCCAGAACACCUGGGAGAUCAUGAACGAGUCCACACUGGUGAGAAGCCUUAUGAAUGUAAACAAUGUGGCAAGUGUUUUAGCAAAGCAGGAACUCUUAGGACACAUGAACGAGUUCACACUGGGGAAAAGCCUUACAAAUGUAAACAGUGUGAAAAGUGUUUUAGUGAAGCAGGAGACCUUAGGACACAUAAACGAGUUCACACUGGAGAAAAGCCUUACAAAUGUGAACAGUGUGAAAAGUGUUUUAGUAAAGCAGCAAAGCUUAGGAGACAUGAAAGAGUUCAUACUGGGGAAAAGCCUUACAAAUGUAAACAGUGUGACAAAUGUUUUAGUGAAACAGGAACCCUAAGGAGACAUGAAAGAGUUCAUACUGGGGAAAAGCCUUAUAAAUGUAAACAGUGUGACAAAUGUUUUAGUGAAGCAGGAACCCUAAGGAAACAUGAAAGAGUUCAUACUGCGGAAAAGCCUUACAAAUGUAAACAGUGUGACAAAUGUUUUAGUCAAGCAGGAGACCUAAAGAGACAUGAAAGAGUUCAUACUGGGGAAAAGCCUUACAAAUGUAAACAGUGUGACAAAUGUUUUAGUCAAGCAGGAGACCUAAAGAGACAUGAAAGAGUUCAUACUGGGGAAAAGCCUUAUAAAUGUAAACAGUGUGACAAAUGUUUUAGUGAAGCAGGAACCCAAAGGAAACAUGAAAGAGUUCAUACUGCGGAAAAGCCUUACAAAUGUAAACAGUGUGACAAAUGUUUUAGUCAAGCAGGAGACCUAAAGAGACAUGAAAGAGUUCAUACUGGGGAAAAGCCUUACAAAUGUAAACAGUCUGACAAAUGUUUUACUGAAUCAGGCCACCUAAGGAGUCAUGAAAGAAAUCAUACUGCGGAAAAGCCUCACCAAUGUAAACAUUGUGAGAAGUGUUUUUACCGAGUAGCAAGUCUAAGGUGUCAUGAAAGAGUUCAUACUGUGGAAAAGCGUUAUGAAUGUAAACAGUGUGGCAAGUGCUUUACUCACUUAUCUCGCCUAAGGCCUCAUGAACGAGUUCACACUGGGGAAAAGCCUUAUAAAUGUAAACAAUGUGACAAGUGCUUUACUCAGCUAUCAAACCUAAGGAGACAUAAAAAAGUCCACACUUCGGAAAAGCCUUACAAAUGUAAACAAUGUGACAAAUGUUUUAGUGAAACUAGAGACCUAAGGAGACAUGAAAGAGUUCACACUGGAGUAAAGCCGCACAAAUGUAAACAAUGUGACAAGUGUUUUAGUGAAGCUGGUGACUUAAGGAGCCAUGAAAGAAUUCACACUGGGGAAAAGCCUCACGAAUGUAAACAAUGUAAUAAGUGUUUUUACAUAUCAGGAAACCUUAGGAGACACGAACGAGUUCACUUUGGGGAAAAGCCCUAUAAAUGUAAACAGUGUGACAAGUGCUUUACUCAGCUAUCAAACUUAAGGAGACAUGAAAGAGUUCACACUGGAGUAAAGCCGUACAAAUGUAAACAAUGUGACAAGUGUUUUAGUGAAGUUGGUGACUUAAGGAGCCAUGAAAGAGUUCACACUGGGGAAAAGCCUUACGAAUGUAGACAAUGUAAUAAGUGUUUUUACAUAGCAGGAAACCUUAGGAGACACGAACGAGUUCACUUUGGGGAAAAGCCCUAUAAAUGUAAACAGUGUGACAAGUGCUUUACUCAGCUAUCAAACUUAAGGAGACAUGAAAUAGUUCACACUGGAGUAAAGCCUUACAAAUGUAAACAAUGUGACAAAUGUUUUAGUGCAGCUGAAGACUUAAGGCGUCAUGAAAGAGUUCACAAUGGGGAAAAGCCUUACGAAUGUAAACAGUGCGGCAAGUGCUUUACUUGUGUAUCAAACCUACAGAGUCAUAAAAGAGUUCACUCUGGGGAAAAGCCUUAUGAAUGUAAAGAGUGUGGCAAGUGCUUUACUCAGGUAUCAAACCUAAGGACACAUGAAAGAGUUCACACUGGAGUAAAGUCUUACGAAUGUAAACAGUGUGACAAGUGUUUUACCCAGGUAUCAAGCCUAAGGAGUCAUGAAAGAGUUCACACUGGGGAAAAGCCUUACGAAUGUAAACAAUGUGAGAAAUGUUUUAGCCUAGUAGCACACCUAAAGAGUCAUGAAAGAGUUCACACUGGGGAAAGGCCUUAUGAAUGUAAACAAUGUGGAAAGUGCUUUACUCAUGUAUCAAACCUAAGGGCACAUGAAAGAAUUCACACUGGGGAAAAACGUUAUAAAUGUAAACAGUGUGACAAGUGCUUUACUCAGCUAUCAAACCUAAGGAGACAUGAAAGAGUUCACACUGGGGAAAAGCCUUACAAAUGUAAACAGUGUGACAAGUGUUUUUGCCGAGUAGCAAGUCUAAGGAGUCAUGAAGUAGUUCACAGUGGAGAAAAACCUUAUAAAUGUAAACAGUGUGGCAAGUGCUUUACUCAUCUGUCAAACCUAAGGACCCACGAAAGAGUUCACACUGGGGAAAAGCCUUAGGAAUGUAAACAGCCUGGCAAAUGUUUUAGCCAAGUAAGAAGCCUAAGGAGGCAUGAACGAGGUCACGCUGGAGAGAAGCCCCCAUAACGUUAACAGUGUAGGGAGUGUUUGAUCCAAAUCCAAAGCCCAAGUGAUCAUAAAAGUGUUCACACUGGAGGAAAAGCCUUAGGAAUGAGAAAUUCAUAGCAACUGUUUUAUAGCAAGCGGAACCCUUGGAAGACGUGAAAGAAUGCACACUUCAAGAAGGUCACACAAAUAUUCUCACCGAAGGGAGAGUCUGUCUUAUUCUUUGGCGGAAGAAGUUGAUGUUAGUGCAACAAGAUUUACACCUUUUGACCUUCAUUACCGGGAAAGAAAUUUUUAUUAACGUCAUAAUAUUAUUCAUUUUAAUUAAUGUAUAAACCGUUGACACACUAGUAAUUUUCAAGGAGUUACAAUAACUCCUCUAGUGGGGCUAAUUUAACUCCUUAUAGUGGAGUUAUUUUAACUCCAAGAAGGAGUUUAAAGAACUGUUUUUCAGGAGUAAAAGUGACCCCAUAUAUUGAGGAGUUGAAAUAACCCCCAAAAAGGAGUUAUCCUGUACCUAAAAGUUUUACUCCACUUUCAGAGUUAAAUUAACUCCAAAAAGAGUAAAAACAACCCAUGUAAGGAGUAAAAGUAACCCCAUUUCGGAGUUAUUUUAACUCCAGACUGGGCUUAAAAAGAACUCUUUUUCAGGAGUAAAAAUGACCCCAAAUUCGGAGUUAAAUUAGGUGUUAAAAUAACCCCCAAAAAGGGGCUAUCCUGUACCUAAAAUUUUUACUCCAUUUUUGGAGUUAUUAUGACUCCCUAAAAAUUACGGUGUAGCCAAGGAAGCAAACAUUUAAUUUUGCGGCAUGGUCAUUAAAUGUUUUUGCUUCAAAAAGAACAAUUAUUGAGGCCAGUUUCUAUAGCGUGUUAUCGAAUACAACAGUCUUUGGUGUGAAUGAAUUUUCAUUUUCCUUGAGUGAGUGUUUGUUUAUGAGAAUAGAAUAUCAUUAACAAUUAUUUUGUUUUGAGCAUUAUGUUGCCAAUAUCGCGUUGAAUUGAGAGGGACAUGCACUUUAAUUGAGGAGCGAACCUCACAAUAUAUGUAAAACUCGUAUUGCAGAAGUUGCGCGUAUAGUGCGUUACAAUGAUUUCGUUAGUCUUGUACAGUGUACAUACUGUCUCUGUAACUGAAAAAACGGAAGAUUGUAGAUUGGGUCAGAUAGACCGGAACUCACGCCUUUUAACAAAUUUUGAAGAUUUUAAGUGGGUGUUCCGGGGUUUUAUGGUUUUGUUCCGCGUUCUUUCAUCAUGUCUUUUAUUUUCAGUUCUUUCCGUACUGUUUAAAAAAAACGAGCCAGAGUGUCGCCUCGCGUUUUUAAACCUGAUAAUACACUACUGCGAAUGUUUUAAACGGCUUCAGCGUAUCCGAUAUACAUGAACUCGGGGUUAUUUUGGUCUAAAAAAAGUUGGACGCAAAGUGUAGCGGUGUCUUUAGCAGAUAUAAAGAUAAUUUCUUUUUAAUUGUUUUUUUUAUGAAUUAUUAGCGUGUUUUAGAUAGUUUAAUCUUCAAUACUUUUCGUUACUUAUAAAUAGUCAAUUGUGUUUUCAAAAUAAAACAACUCCGUUAGUCAUAAUUUUUAGUUUAUCUUCUUUCCGUAACUACAUGAUCUGACCAUCAAGCUUUAAAAACAAUGCGAUGUUUCAUGGACGAUUUUAAACGCAUUGAGACAAAUUUGCCUUUCUUUUUCUGAACUGCAAUUCGUUUUAAACAAUUCAACUCCGGCAAAUUCUCAAGGCUUUCUUGUCUUUGAAACAUUUCUGAAUUGUAUAGAAAGUUUUCUUUUCAUUAAAUCAAGGUGCCUUUUCGGCCUCCGAUUUUGUUGCGAAACGUCGGGUAAUCGUCAGGUUUGACUCCUCGAACGAAACAAAAAGAAAGCCGAAUAUUUAUUCAGAGGCGACAGAGCGUUUUGAAACGAGGGGGAGGGGUGGGGGGCUCAUCUUCCACUCAGCCAUACGCAUACCCCUAAUCGGGAUUUUCCAAAAUUCCCUUUGCGUCGUUCGUUGUCACCAACCUCUUUGCAAUCCUCACAGUGUCUAUUGGUCAGUAAUCGAUUUGUGACAAUGCAUUAGUAGGCAGGCAAGUGGCCUAUGUCGCCGGGUUUGAAAACAUGAGGGGCUACGGAGCAACUGUACCCCCUCCCCUUCCUGGUCUUCCGUUCAUGUACAUUCAAAGGGGCAUAAAGAGUGAAAGCUCUGUAUUACAGAGUUGACUUUAAUAUUAAUUUGGGACAGGAGAACCUUGGUAUCUCCGGGAGCGAGAGUAAAUGGUAGAGCAUUGAUAUUUAAACGAAUGCCUUGGAGCACAGUACUGAGCAGGUUAAUGAUCUGCGGGAUUUUGCCGUUCUCAUUCAUUGCCGACUUUUGGGUGGGGGGGGGGGGGUUGGUGAAACUCUGCGCCUGUUAAAGGCAAUAAAUCCGAAACUAAAUACUCUGUUCGGGAAAGAGGACAAGAUACACGCUUUUUUUAAUUAAAAGUCAUUUGUUGGUAAUUGCAAUUACUUUUGUAUACUUGCAGUACAUGCAAUAUCCUAUUUAUAAUUAAGACAGACUCGCAAGAAAUUACAUAACCAGUUUAGGAUGAGUCACGCGAAAUUAUAUACCUUUUUUAGCACACGGCGGAGAACAAAAACUAUACCCUGUCAAGCGGCACAUCCCCGUAUAUGGGAGUAUCCUCCCUCAGGAGUCAGGAUGCAUCGUCCCUAUCUUCCUAACCUGUGUGGUAAGCGUUUCCAAUCCACCGGGGCACCAAACCACUGCAGUUUUCGGAAGAAAAUUAUCAGGGGCACCCAACGACGGUUUCCUCCUAAAUACACUGGAGUCGUUUUUGAGGCUAUCCAAAAUACUUUAAGAUCUCUAGAAAUGCAUUCUAAGGGGCGCUAUAAAAUUUGUACCUGUCUGGUCAUCCUAGGGGAACUUGAGUCUUUUCGAAAGACAUAGGUGUCGGGACUAGGCUAUUAUAGAUUGUGCUAUGAAAAGUAGCAUAUUAUGCCAGUAGCACUGCUCUUUUUUUGGCCAAAUUAUGCUAAAAUUAUGCUCGUUUUUCCAAAUUAUGCUACUUUUUUAAAAUUGUGCUCUUAAAAAACCAUGGCAAAUAAGUCCAAAAAUACAUUUUCUUUAACCAGAAGCCGUUUACUCUUGUUAGCUACAAUAUAUAACGGUCUCUGGUCUUUGUGGCUGGUUCGGGCUCGUCAUUUCUCUGAGAGAGCUGUAAGGUUUCGCUAGAAUCGGCUGGCAAAGCUGACGCCAUUUUGUAGCCUUGCCUAUGAGAGGUAUUGGGACCGACAUGGUUUGCCAUGACCUCUUCCUUGGGACAACACCAUGGGAGUUUAGGGAGUCCACCAUGGGACUCUCUUUUUCCGUGCACCCUAGUCCCAGGUCCCCAUUUCUUUACUCGAAUAGACGCCGCGGCGUUUAUUUCAUUUUUCGCGAACCCUGUGCGGCGUUUAUUCGAGGGCGGCGUUUACUCAAAAAUCACUUUAUUCAGUACUAAAUAUCAUACUACAUAUGGUAACUUUUUUACUGGGUAACAGUAACAAAUCUCAAUAUAUAAAUGUUGUUCAUUUUGUCUAUUCAAUUGUGAUUUUUACACAAAGUUAAUUACGCGUUGCAAAAAUUCUUGAAAGAGAACUUAACAAAAUGCAAAAAAGUACAGUCGAUUUGAACUAAAAAAUGUUGUUCUAAAAGAAAAUAAAUUUCCAUUGCUGGUUUAAACUUGAAAUAGACUUUUCUUUAAUAAUUAUUAUAAAUCAUUAUUUCCUCAAAUAAACGCCGCACCGUAGACGCGGCGUCUAUUCGGGGGCGGCGUCUAUUAAUAUUUCGAGUCUCAAGUGCGGCGUCUAUUUGAGUGCGGCGUCUAUUUGAGGGCGGCGUCUAUUCGAGUAAAUACGAUACCUCUAAAACAUCGAACUACGUCAGCGUAUAAUUAGGAUUUGAGGAUCAACGUGCCUGUCAAAACCCAAAAAUGUUCCGAUAACUAUAUAUCAAAAUACCGUAAAAUUCCGAAAAUAAUCCCCUCUACGUACAAGCCCAUCCAAAUAUAAGCCCCCCGGGGGCUUGUACUUGGAAAAUUGUCCUCAAAUACAAAGUAAAACAAAGCAAAAACGGUAAAUUCACUUCCAACUAUAAGGCUAGCCCAAUCGAUUUUGAAACGCAAAUUUCCCUCCGUAGAUAAGCUCCUCCGAAUAUAAGCCCCUCCAAAAAUAAGCCCCUUAAAAAGGGCCUUUGAAAAAUAUAAGCCCCGGGGCUUAUUUUCGGAAUUUUACGGUAUGCGAAUUAUGCUAGCAGUCCUAUGUUUUAAAAAAUGGGGAAAAUUAUGCUAAAAAUUAUGCUAACACAAUCUAUGAAAGCCUAGGCGGGACCUCACCUCUGAAAAGAUCCCCCGUGGUUCGAGCCAGUCCGCUCCUUCCGUAAGCGCUCGUUUAAAGCGACCACUGAAUCUUCACAUUUUGGGUGAUCGCUCACGGGAGAUUCAAAUCUUCUCGCAGAACGAUCUCAAAAAUGCUAUGGAUUCACUGUGAUGAAAAAAAAAAAAAAGGAAAAGAAAAAGAAAAGAACAAAAGACAGACAACCAACGAAACCAUCUGCUUGGGGUCUGCCCGACACCGUCAACUUUCCCCAUAGGGUCCCUGACAGUUGUUUUCUUUGUUUCUUUACACUCUCACCAGGCCCCUAUCGGUGUAAAAUCAAGAUGGCGGCCACCAAUAAUGGAUAAACUUCUUUUGUUGACUUCAUCUUCCCUUACGCUUCAGCUUGUGAUUUAAUCAACGCAGCGAAAUGUUGAUACUUAAGGUAGGAAAGCUUUAGUAUGUUAUUGAUACGCCACGUUGCAAAAAUUAGGAAUAGCUUUUAGCUUUUGACGAAACGUAGCUUCAAAUUCUGCCGGUCGCAUGAGUUGGUAAGUUUAUGAAAAAGCCGUACGUUUUUAGCCGCUUAGAAUCUAGCUUGAGCACCUUAGAGCAUAAUUUGAUGAAAAAUAAUCUGUCACUAGCUUGUACUGGUUAAUCUAUAGGGAUAUCUGGGAAACGGCGACCUAUAGAACGAAAACCUGAAACCCAGAUGAUGAAAACUACGGUAAUAGGACAUUCUACAGUUGUGAUUCUACAGUUGUGACGUGGGCUUAGUGUACUAGCUUUUGUGUGAACGGGAGGCUGAGCAUAGUUAGUGGAGGGGAGAAACUUUAGGUUGAGGUUGAUCUUGUUUUGAUACAAACCUCCAUCUUUUUCAAAUCUAUUAAAAUUUUGCUUAAAAAUACUAGUUAGUUUGUAAGCGUAGUUAGUUAGUUUGUAUAAGAUUCCUGUUUUUCAUUUCAGAGUCUUUAAAAGUAGACACCGAGGGUUGUUAUUGUGUCAUAAUAAGCAUUUCUUUUUCCUCCUUGUUGUUUUGUUUCAGGAGUGUUGACUCCUUAAAUGUGAAUUUGAUUUCUGGUAACAGUUUCAUCCACAUCUAAAUUAUUCAUAACUUGCAAGAUCCUGAAUAAGGAAAUUUCACAAACUAAGAGAAAAAAAUAAAAUUAAAAUAAAUGAAUAAACAUGGUUAAAUUUACACUAGUACUGUAUAUAAAUAGUAAAGACAGUCUACUCAUUCAUUAGAGCAGAGCUCUUUUUAAAAUAGUGAUUUGAGUUUGAUAGUAUAAUAUCCACAUGCAAACUGUUCUGAUCUUUAAUAGUCCUUGUCCAAAACCUGAACUUUCGUGUAUCACAUGUUGCUUGUCACUUGGUGGGUGACAAAAGGUGAAAUGUGUGAACUGGUUUCUGUUUGUUUAAAAUGUGUCUUUGCAUCAAGGAUAAUUAUAGGAUAGUUUUUUCAUUGAAUCUUGGUCCCACAGGGAAAAAUAUCAUCUAUGUAAUAUUUCCAAACAGUCGGUUUAAAGAUAGUUUGGCUGAGAAUUUUCAUUUUAAUAUCUGGGUCUGUAGAUAGGUCCAUUUAUUGAACUGUAAAGAAUUUUGUUUGAGGAUUAGAUUAAAAUUUUUCCGCAGGUAUUAAAUGUGUAGAAUCUUUAAAGCCUGGUUUUCAUAUGUCAGAAAAAUCCAAGACAAUCCGGGAUUUUUUUGUUUCCCGGACGUCCCAGAUUUUGCCGACUAAAGAAAACUCGAAAUCAUAGAUAUCCCCAUUUGUCUGGGAUAAUCGGGGACACAUCUGGAGAAUCAGGAACAUUUAUAUUUUCCUGACACAUCCCACGUCAGGAUGUCAGGGACGUUGGCAAUGGAUUCCGCUCAUUACCAAUAUUCUAAAUUGCUGCACUUCAGUCCCCCUAUCAUACAUAAAUGCGGCAUUGAGACAGUGAUAUGGACAUCCCCACAGUUUGGGCAUCCUCAUUCCCAAAACCCCAGUGAUAUAGGCAUCCCCUGUAACCCUAACCCUAAUCCAAAACGCCAAGGUAAUAUGAGAAGGGGAUGUCCAUAUCACUAGAGUUUUUGGGAAUGGGGAUGCUCAAAAUGCGCGGAUACCCAUAUGACUGUAAACAGCGUCCCUUGAGAAUCUGGGACAGACUUUGGGAACUCUCUGAUAUGUACAUGUCUGAUGGUCAGCAAAAAGUUAAAUGCCCGAUUGUCUGGGAUUUUCCCGACAUUUGAAAAGCAAGCUUAAUGAGAAAGGAAAUCUGAAAUGUGUAGUUCCAAAAAUAUCCAUACCCCCUGCAGAGGGCACUUUUGUUUUAAAUUCCCCCCUAUGGAAUUUCCAUUUCAAGGGGUGCUUGUAAUAUCCCCCAGCCCCAUGAAUUUCUGCAAUUUUCUAAAUUGGUUGGAUCCCCCUGGGAAAAAUACUUUCCUCAAAAAUGCUGUUGCAUUAUACUUGUAUGCGAUAGAUAGUGGUUUCUGCGAUAAAGAGAGAAAAAAUCUUUUUUAUUUAUGUUAAUACAGUGUCAAAUAAUCUGGUUAUUGCCUUGUACAGGUCUUUCUUAGUUCUUUAUGAACAGUAAGUCACUGAGAAGCAUGGAGGCAGUACAGCCGUACAUGUCACAAGUGAUAUCAUCUCUCAAACAAGAAAAGUUCAGUUGCUUCCUUUCAGUUGAAAACAUGUCAGAAGAGGGCUUAUUAGAACAUGAUCAUAUUACAUUGAAUACCACAAUAUAUUGUGUAACAAGGCAACAGGUAGAUAAGCGGAAUUUUAUUCACGAGACAAUGACCAUCUUUUUGCAUGAACUAUUGUGCAAGCCAUGAAAAAUGCACUCAGCUGACCGUAAAUAAAAGAUCAUUGAUGGAAACAAUAAUAAAAUUGCUUUGAAGAUAGAUGGAUAGAUAUAGAUAGAUAGCUUUAAUUCAAAUCAUAUGUCAGCCCACCAAGGCUGAAUUGCAUGAAUUAAAAUAUGAAAAUGUACUAAAAAAUGUACAAAAUUAUACUUUAGAAUUCUAAUUUAUAAAAAUUAUACUUUAGGUGAAUUAAACUUUACACAAAAAAAGACUGCUAACGCCUGCACAUAGAUGGCAGAAAUGUGCUACAAAAAUGCUUGGUGUGCAUGACUGGAUUUGCAAAGUGGCGUUGUCUUGUAAGGUUAUAAUGACAAUAGUUCUUGCGAGGAAGAAAAUGAUGCAACUUAUGGCCUGGAUUAGAUACAAUAGAAUCAAACAGUUUGAAACACCAAUUAACAGUAACAUAACUGUGAAAGGUUUGAACCCAGGAGUCAUUUCAGAGGGUUGAGUUUGAUCGUCCGGGUGAACGUAGUCCUGAAUAGGACUGUUGUUGUUGACAGUGACUGACGUUUCGACAACCUGUGCGGUAGUCAUCUUCAGAGUCAAAGUGAGUUGUAUCACGUCAGUUGAUGGUAUUAUACUCUGGUUAUUGAUCUGAUUGGUCAAUUAUGUUGCGAUGUUAUUGGUUGUCUGUCAGUUAAGCCGUGAUGUUAUUGGCUAUGAAGACUCGUAAUCAGUGACUGGUGUGAUUCAAUCCGUCUAUUGUCACAGUUAAACAGUCGUCUAUUGUUAGUCAAAUUGUCAGUUCUCCAGUUGUUCUCUCAUAGUUAGUUUUGCUUGAUCUCAUCAAUAAGUCGUUUGUACGGCGUUGGUAACUGUUGACUACAAUUCAGUGGCGUUUGUUCUAAGUUAGUAAACCAGCUUUCUAAAGUAAGAUGUUGAUAGUAGUCUGUAGAAUACGUUAUACAUGUCGCAGAGUCCCAGUCAAUUUGAUGUUUCAUCUUUAAAUGGUGCUCAGCAAUGUGAUUGUUGACAUCACCAUUCCUCGUCGCGCGUUUGUGUUCGGUCACUCGCGUGCUUAGGUUUCUGCCGGUUUCACCAAUGUAAGAAGCCUGGCAGUCGCAGCAUUUGAUCUUGAAUACUGCUCCCUGUCUGUCCUCCGGUUUGUCUUUGUCCUUGACAUUAGUAAGCAGUCGCCGUAAAGUGGUUAUAGGUAUAAUACCAUCAACUGGUAUAAUAAUUAAUUAUCGGUAUAAUACCAUCAACUGGUUAUCGGUAUAAUACCAUCAACUGACAUGAUACAACUCACUUUGACUCUGAAGAUGACUACCGCACAGGUUGUCGAAACGUCAGUCACUGUCAACAACAACAGUCCUAUUCAGGACUACGUUCACCCGGACGAUCAAACUCAACCCUUUGAAGUAACAUAACUAAUAGCUUGCUUAUCAAUUUUACUGGGAGCCCCCAGAAAAAAGGCUCAAAAGGCCACCCGUACCCCCUUGGAAAUUGUCUCCUUCCCCUCUGAAUUUCCAUUGCCCUCCGUGGGGGAGAGGGGUUGGAUAUUUUCUGGAACUACACAAAAUUAGUUCAUUCAUUUUAUUACCUCUAAAUUAGAGGUUCUUAAAUUUCUUUCUGUGGGUUUCGAUGAAUUUCUUCACCCCUUUUUUCACAUUCUGAUCAAUAGACUUUUGAAGAAUAUAACAGUCCAUGCUGCUUAGUUAAUGUCUGUACCUUCGAAGACUAACCUGAAAAACGCUAUGAACAGAUGCACCAAGGAACAUCACAGGUUAGCCCUCAAAAGGGACAGACUUAAAAAGUGCAUGUCUGAUACACUAAGCAAUAUUGACCAUUAUAUUCUUCACAUCUCUAAAUUAGACAAUACUGUUACUCCUUACUUUAUGACCUUCCUCAAUUUCUGCAAGCUGUCCAAAACUGUGCCUCUUGUCUUAUAACAUGAUCAUAUCACGCCAGUUCUAAAGCAAUAAAUUACACUGGCUUCCAGUUUGUUGCCACGUCAAAUACAAUAUUCUUUUGUUAACCUUCAAAGCCUUUACAUGGGCUAGCACCUUCCUGCAUAACAAGAAAGUUGCAACUCUGCAGACCAUCAAGAAGCUUAAGAUCUGUUUCUUAAAAAACUUUUAAAAAAAUAGAAUGAGAAGAUCUGUAUGAUUGUAUCCAAGGCAUCCAAGUGUCCGUGUUCUAUGUAGAGGAGGUGUCAGUACUGCUGACCUUGUUGUUAUCUUCUUCAUAACUCUACAGGGGCAUUUUUUGUAUAUGAGUGAAGACAUUGGGUAAUGAGUUCAGCUCAUAAUUGACCUAAAACAGCAAUAUCCUUGUGUGUGCAUAAGCACAGCAAGAAUUGACUAAUAUUACUGAUAGUAACUUGUUUUGGGGUGACUGCUUUUGCACAGCCAUUGUGGUUUUGAAGAAAGAUUACCUUCAUUUUUCUUCCAAAAUGGAGGUAAUGUCUACAAAAGUAAACUGUUUAAAAAAAUCAAACCCAUGUGAGAGACAUGGUUUGUUUAGAAGUGUUUGAGGGCGGUCUUUCUAUCAUUUUUCAGGUAUACGAUAUGUCUUAAAAAAGCGAGUUAAACUUCCUUCAAAGUUUUUCCAAUGACUAACUUUUAUUAUAUUGAUAGGAAACUUAACCAGAAGACGAUACCAGAGGCACUAGCCAAAUGUCUUUUUCUUCUAAACACUCUAGCGAGUGUUUUAGCGAAACAGGACAUGAAAGAGUUCACACUGGGGAAAAGCCUUACAAAUGUAAACAUUGUGACAAAUGCUUUAGAGACACAGGACACCUGAGAGAACACGAACGAGUCCAUACUGGGGAGAAGCCGUAUGAAUGUAAACAGUGUGGCAAGUGUUUUAGCAAAGCAGGAAACCUUAAAACACAUGAAAGAGUUCACACUGGGGAAAAGCCUUAUAAAUGUAAACAGUGUGACAAAUGUUUUAGUAAAGCAGGAGACCAAAGGAGACAUGAAAGAGUUCAUACUGGGGAAAAGCCUUACAAAUGUAAACAGUGUGACAAGUGUUUUAGUGAAACAGGAACCCUAAGGAGACAUGAAAGAGUUCAUACUGGGGAAAAGCCUUAUGAAUGUAAACAGUGUGGCAAGUGCUUUGGCACAGCAACACACCUAAGGAGUCAUGAAAGAGUUCAUACUGGGGAAAAGCCUUACAAAUGUAAACAAUGUGACAAAUGUUUUAGUGAAACAGGAAACCUAAGGAGUCAUGAAAGAGUUCACACUGGGGAAAAGCCUUAUGAAUGUAAACAGUGUGGCAAGUGCUUUAAACACUUAUCACGCCUAAGGCUUCAUGAACGAGUCUACACUGGGGAAAAGCCUUACGAAUGUAAACAGUGCAAAAAGUGUUUUUACACAGUAGGAAACCUUAGGAGACAUGAACGAGUUCACACUGGGGAAAAGCCCUAUAAAUGUAAACAGUGUAACCAGUGUUUUAGCCAUGUAUGUAGCUUAAGGAGACACGAAACAGUCCACUCUACGGAAAAGCCUUACAAAUGUAAGCAAUGUGGCAAGUGCUUUUCUCGCGUAUCAAACGUAAGGAGACAUGAAAGAGUUCACACUGGCGAAAAGCCGUACGAAUGUAAACAGUGUGGCAAGCGUUUUACUCAAGUAGGAACCCUAAGGAGUCAUGAAAGAAUUCACACUGGGGAAAAGCCUUAUGAAUGUAAACAGUGUGGAAAGUGUUUUACUCGCUUUUCAAACCUUAGCAGUCAUAAAAGAGUUCACACUCGGCAAAAAUUCGUAUGA
Molecule: messenger RNA, 23561 nt
Organism: Porites lobata
Lineage: Eukaryota; Metazoa; Cnidaria; Anthozoa; Scleractinia; Poritidae
Source: the annotation of a GenBank genome assembly